CAUGGAGCAAAAAACCGACAAAACCGAGGGAAACUUGAAUCCAAACCUGAGUUAGUCCUGUGUGGCACUUAUGUAAUAUUGUAAUGUACUCUUUCUUCAAAGUGCUAAAAAGUAAAAAACCUCGGCAUCAACAAAAGCUCCAUUCUUUUUCUUCAGGUGGGCUUCUCUCUCUCUCUCUCUACCCCCCAAAAAAAACCUCCAUUGAAGGGAUUGCAAUCAUCAGUGUAUGAAGAUGGCCAAUCCCGACGAGAAGAUCCUCAGCUUCAACGACGUUGUCCUAAGAAGAUCGGAUCUUGACAUACUGAGCGGCCCACAUUUCUUGAAUGAUCGUAUCAUCGAGUUCUACCUGAGCUACCUAUCCACCGUCCAUCCCUCACCAGCCAUUCUCCUCGUCCCUCCCUCCGUCUCCUUCUGGAUCUCGAACUGCCCCGACACAGAGUCCCUCAAAGAGUUCUUGGAACCCCUCAAAUUACCCGACAGGAAUCUCGUGAUCUUCCCUGUAAACGACAACACCCAUGUGGGUUUAGCUGAAGGUGGAACUCACUGGAGCUCCCUCGUGUUCUACAGAGGUGCCAACACGUUUUUCCAUCACGACAGUAACAGGGGUUCGAACAAACAGUUUGCGAGACAGCUCUACAAGGUUGUUGCACCAUUCUUGUCCGGAGAGGAUGCAAUGUUCCGAGAAUUUUCCGCCGAGACGCCUCAGCAGAGCAAUGGGUACGACUGUGGAAUCUUCGUUCUUGCAGUGGCUCGGAUUAUUUGCCAGUGGUUCGAGACCGCAGGAACGAAAAACCGGGAUGAACUUUGGUUAUCUGAUGUGAAGGAGAUCGUACCGGGUUUGGUUACUCAUUUGAGAGAAGAGGUACUUGUGCUCAUCACAAGGUUUAUGGCCGAGAAAGAGACGAGGUAGAGCCAUCCCCAUUGAUGCUAAACUUGGGGAAUUCCCGGUUUAAUGGUUAACCGGGACUCGCCUUUGAAAUUGAAUUCCAUCGGUUUAGUCAAACCAACCGAUUUCUUCAUGCUACUUGGACUUGUAUUGUGUGACCGGUAAAACAGCAUACUUAGGAAGUGAAAUCUUAUCAUACAUUUGUUUUUCGGUAAA
Tarenaya hassleriana is the source of this 1102-nucleotide messenger RNA. Its product is annotated as NEDD8-specific protease 1. NCBI's taxonomy places the organism in Eukaryota, Viridiplantae, Streptophyta, Magnoliopsida, Brassicales, Cleomaceae. The record is from RefSeq and is a predicted model, not a curated record. The transcript has 2 exons. Gene Ontology annotation, biological process: proteolysis. Bases 227 to 910 code for a protein of 227 amino acids. Gene Ontology annotation, molecular function: cysteine-type peptidase activity; deNEDDylase activity.